CAGUUCUGUGGUGUUCUUGGUCACACAUUUAUGGAGUUUCUGAAGGGCAGUGGAGAUUACUGCCAGGCACAGCACGACCUGUAUGCAGACAAGUGAACUGUAGAAAUUCACUACUACUCCACCAAGAAGCCCCCGUAAGAGUGGUUAACCUGGACACAGAAGUGUUGAAUUGAAAUCUGCAGAGCAUUUUACAAGAGUUCUGACCUGGAUGGGGUAAACCUCAGUGCACUUCCUUUCUAUUGCCUCAGUAUUACUGGAUCAAAGAAUUGCUGCUGCUUGUUAGGAGGUUCAUUUCAUUUCCCAUUACUCUCAACUUCAUACUCAAAGCACUGAGAAUUUCAAGUGGAGUAUAUUGAAGUAGACUCAGUUUCUUUGCAUCAUUUCUGUAUUCAAUUUUUAAAUUCUUUCAUAACCCUAUUGAGUGUUUUUUAACUAAAUUAACAUGGCUCGAAUGAACCGUCCAGCUCCUGUGGAAGUUACAUACAAGAACAUGAGAUUUCUUAUUACACACAAUCCAACCAAUGCGACCUUAAACAAAUUUAUAGAGGAACUUAAGAAGUACGGAGUUACCACAAUAGUAAGAGUAUGUGAAGCAACUUAUGACACUACUCUUGUGGAGAAAGAAGGCAUCCAUGUUCUUGAUUGGCCUUUUGAUGAUGGUGCACCACCAUCCAACCAGAUUGUUGACGACUGGUUAAGUCUUGUAAAAAUUAAGUUUCGUGAAGAACCUGGUUGUUGCAUUGCUGUUCAUUGUGUUGCAGGCCUUGGGAGAGCUCCAGUACUUGUUGCCCUAGCAUUAAUUGAAGGUGGAAUGAAAUAUGAAGAUGCAGUACAGUUCAUAAGACAAAAGCGGCGUGGAGCUUUUAACAGCAAGCAACUUUUGUAUUUAGAGAAGUAUCGUCCUAAAAUGCGGCUGCGCUUCAAAGACUCCAAUGGUCAUAGAAACAACUGUUGUGUUCAAUAAAACUGGGGUGCCUGAUGCCAUGGCCCCGGAAGUGGAACUUGAGACAGGACCUAAUUUGUCAUACAUGUUAGCUAAUAGGUUGGCUUGGUGAAUAAGUCUAUUGAAGCUUCCAUAGGAGUAUUGUAAAGCAGUUUUACCAGGCCACAAGCUUGACAGAAUUGCAGCCUUUAUUUUAUGUUUGGGUUACGAUCAGCCUCUUUUGACACUUAGCAAAAGAUUCUUGUUGUUCAGCAUUUAAAAUGUGCUUUUCAUUUGUACCAAUCGACUUUUCCUGAAAUCAUGCAGUAUUAUGUCUUUAAAUCUAUUCCCAUGCCAGAAUCUUAUCAAUAUAUAAGAAAUUUAGAAAGAUUAGGUGCCAAAAUACCCAGCACAAUACUCGUAUUUUUUGGUUUCAUAUAGAACUGAAAUCCCAGGAACUAUGAACACUCUGGACCUUAUCUGGUUUAUAUAUCCCUUCAGUCAUUUCAAACAGAAAGUAGACCUACAUGGUUAUUUGCCUGCUCACUUUAUGUUUACAUCUCCCACAUCAUACAUGUAUGCAUCAGGUUUGCUCAACUUUUUUUUUUAAUACCAAGUCUUACAGUGAUUAUUUAAUGUCUUUCUAAAAAAUCUCAUUUUGUGCUGUUAUGGAAAGCCUCCAUUUUGAAAAUUUACAUUGUAUAGAAGCACAUGUCUUUAAUGUCUCCAGACAAAAAAGCCUUACAGUUAAUUUUAAUGUUUGCACUUGGGGUGCAACUUACAGGGAGGGCCUGAAAACUGAAUGGGAGGGGGCUAUUAAGUAUUUUUAGUAAAAUGUUGCCUUUGUCUUGUGCAAAACAUGUAGAAUAUGCUCUUUAAUUUAGUAAAAAAUUUUUUAAGGUAGAGAUGCUUAGUUAUUGUAGCUAAAACAAUUUAUAAUCAUAAAUUUCAAAAUUCUUUUAAUUUUUUUUAUCUUAAUCCGAAGUUGUUUACAACUUAUUUUUGUUUGAAGUGUGAUUUUUUUUCUUCCCAACCUCUCUUGCAAAAAAAAAAAAAAAAGGGGGUUUCUGCUAAUGAAUUGAGCAGACAUCUAAUAUUUUAUAUGCCUUUUGAGCUGUGUAACUUAAUAUUUGGAUACUUGAUAAUUUGUUUUAUUAUGUAAUUGAUAAAAUGGUGAUGUGUAUUAAUGUUAGUUCAACCAUAUAUUUAUACUGUCUGGGAAUGUGUGGUUAUAGUUCUGUGGGAGAAAUAAUUUGUCAGUGUUCACCAGCUUGUAAAAAUCUAGUGCGAGAGCUUAAACAUCUAAAUAAAUAAUGAAAUGCAUUUAUCAUCAAUGA
Messenger RNA from Pteropus alecto (black flying fox), 2259 nucleotides. RefSeq names its product protein tyrosine phosphatase type IVA, member 1 (gene PTP4A1). The record is from RefSeq and is a predicted model, not a curated record. NCBI's taxonomy places the organism in Eukaryota, Metazoa, Chordata, Mammalia, Chiroptera, Pteropodidae. The coding region runs from base 443 to 964 and encodes 173 amino acids. Gene Ontology annotation, molecular function: protein tyrosine/serine/threonine phosphatase activity. Gene Ontology annotation, cellular component: nucleus. Gene Ontology annotation, biological process: protein dephosphorylation. The transcript is spliced from 5 exons.